AUGGAGUUYACAUUURGCUCUUUGUGUUGUGCUACGGCCAUACUCGCUGCUAUUUUUCUAGCGUUCAARUUUUUUGGCUCAAAGGAUMGAAARAGCAAAAGURUYCCUCAMGGUKUAGUAUUGCUUCAUCAGACYGGUMGAGGCUUCGGUGUUCCAAACCUUUCAACGCCGUGCAUGAAACUAGAACUCUACCUUCGUAUGGCAAAGAUUCCCCACGAGAGCGACUAUACUUUCAAAAUGUCAAAGAAAGGCAAGAUACCAUGGAUAGAAUACAACGGACAAGAGAUUGCAGACUCGAACUUCUGUAUWGAGUUUCUUAAUAAGGAGUUUGGAGUCGAUGUUGAUGGUCACCUGAGCGAGGAACAGAAAGGCAUUGCWAGAGCCACAAUGGUCAUGUUGGAAGAAAAUACUUACUGGACCCUCGUUCACUACCGAUGGUGCCACGAACAUCAGUACAAAUUCAGAGACAUGGUGCUAGGAAACGUCCCCCUUGCUUUCAGAGAAAUAAUAUGGCGGUUGSUGCCAUUCAAACGCAAGGUAGACGGCUAUCUCUAUGGUCACGGGAUUGGUCGUCAUUCUGUCGAAGAGAUUUAUGGGAUAGCUGAGAAAGACCUGAGAGCUGUUUCAGCAAUUCUUGGUAAAAAGAAAUUUUUGUUUGGAGACAAACCAUGUAUUGCCGAUGCUGCUCUCUUCGCACAAGUCAGCAACUUUAUCUAUACGAUGCAGGAAAGUCCACAGGCAAAACUGAUUUUAACACAGCUUACGAAUCUUGAAGAUCACACGAAACGAAUGAAAGAGGCUUUUUAUCCUGACUGGGAUGAAGUGGCAUUGAAGAAGWAAAAAACUGCCUGAGACAUUGAUUAUAAGGAAGAAGACUUGGCAAAAAUCUUCAUUGCAAGACGUUUUAUCGGGACAAAGGGAGCCAUUCUCUUUAGACUAGAACACGUCAAUGUACAUAGGAUAACAUCCUAUGUUGUUCAAAAUCAACAUAAAUCCCUUCGUUGUAGAUAUAAAUAAAGUCAUCCUUGCCUUGUAAGGUACAAAGAGUAUAAGUGUAAAACUCUGCAAACUCCCGUUAAACAAUAUUAAAGAAUCAUAACCAACCGUUGUACCCUGCGGGCGCGCCGAAGCGCCAUUUUAGGUGAACACGAAAAUGGCGGAUUCGUAGGAUUUCUUAAAGUGAGCGCGAAUCGU
Exaiptasia diaphana is the source of this 1194-nucleotide messenger RNA. Its product is annotated as failed axon connections homolog. Gene Ontology annotation, cellular component: cytoplasm. The record is from RefSeq and is a predicted model, not a curated record. Lineage: Eukaryota; Metazoa; Cnidaria; Anthozoa; Actiniaria; Aiptasiidae. The transcript is spliced from 2 exons. The coding region runs from base 1 to 852 and encodes 283 amino acids.